This is a messenger RNA of Seminavis robusta, 1703 nucleotides long. The record is from the annotation of a GenBank genome assembly. Lineage: Eukaryota; Bacillariophyta; Bacillariophyceae; Naviculales; Naviculaceae.
GAUGAAUGGGGGCUGCGAGCCCCUGCCAUCACCGCGGAUCUCCGGAUACAACAUGUAGCCGGCUGUGACAUUCGAACUGAGUCGAGUCGAGUCUGCUACCGGUAGCUACGUAGUCCAGUCGAUCUGUCCCUCUUCUACCAAUUCAGAGUACUGUUGAGGUCCAUCUGUUGUUGAGUUUUUUUAAAAACUCAUCAGUCAAUCUAUCACGGCUGGCUACCGUACGACACCCCUUGCUUGAUACCCAGCUUCUCGACUUGGAUUCUUUCCUCUCAGACAAUACAGUAUAUUACAAUGAUCCUCCAAGAGGUGGCAACUUCCAAUUUUCUGUCAUGGUGCGAUGCCCAGGGCAUCCAGUCGUCACUCCUUCGUCUACAAGGAUCACAUCCCUAUCGGUACUUGACUUGUGAGAAAGAUUUGUCGCCUACCAAAAAUGACAAUUCGCUAUCUCUGUUACAGGUUCCCCUGAGUGCCUGCUUAAAAGGUGAUUCCCAAACGGCCUUGGCGGACCGAUUAACCUUUGAGAAAAUGUUGGGAGAAGACUCGGAGUUCUACCCCUAUCUCUGCAUGUUACCGCCGCCCUUGGAAGAUGCCACAUCCUCCUUGCUGGAAAUUCCUCGAUUCUGGAGUCCCGCCCGUCUGGCUAGUAUCACCAACUUUGACGGGGGCCAGUUGGCAGCCAGACUGGAAGCGACGGCGUUGACGGACGAAGAGAAACUCGUCGAUGCAUGGGCACUGACAUGUGUCAAGACGAGAUCCAAUUUCUUGAAGGAUGGAUCGUAUGCCAUGACGCCACUGUUGGACAUGUUGAAUCAUGAUGGUUCCAUUACCACCAAAGCCGAUGUCAGCGACGACGACGAUGUUUUGGAUUUGUGUGUAAGAGGCCACUCCUUUUCGGCCGGGGCAGAAGUCAAAAUGAGCUACGGGGACUUGACCAAUUUGGAUACACUCUGCCAGUAUGGUUUUGUAGCAGACGACAAUCCCCUCAACGUCGAAACGUUGGAGGUAGGACUAAUCAUGGCAAAAGAUCCCAUUACCGUGGCCAUUGCUUCGGACGGAACCAUUGCGCCCGAAGCACUGGCCAUGCUGCGACGAUUGUUGGCCGCGGGUGCGGAUUUGAAAGGAAAGAAUCGCAAUCAACUGAGUGAAUUCAUGGAACCUCUCUCGGACAACAAUGAACUGGAAGUCGUGUCCUUUUUGGCCACCGAGUUGGAUAUGAGCGCCAAAGAUGCUCGUCGAGGGACACUGGAAGCUGCUACCGUACGAGAAGAUCGAAUGGUGACAACGUACUUGUCCUCGAGGGCUUCCGUACUGGAAAAGGGGAUUGAACGCAUCCUGGAACGAUUCCCGGACUUGGAAUACUGCUGAUCGCCUUCCAAUACGCUCGGUUUGAGUGAGGCACGAAGCACCAAUCACGGAAUAUUGGGUGUGAUGGUGUGCAACUAUAAUAUAGUAAUGCUAUAGCUAGCUAGAAUGCGCUGCAAACCACUCCCAAAUUGAAUUUGAGGUUGAUCCGUCCGGCUGUACCGUACCGUACUGCGCCAUUGCAAAACACUUCGUCCUGAUCUCGGUGCUCACUGGGAGAAGCAAAGACAACCAUUAGUUACGGUACCAAUGCGUUACACUAUGAUUUUGAAUAGGGUAGCCAGAAAAGAAAAAACAAAGAAUCUAAUAUCAUGAAAAAGUACAGACCCUUUGGAAGACAC